Molecule: messenger RNA, 1400 nt
Organism: Spinacia oleracea (spinach)
Lineage: Eukaryota; Viridiplantae; Streptophyta; Magnoliopsida; Caryophyllales; Amaranthaceae
Product: probable ribonuclease P/MRP protein subunit POP5
Exons: 5
Coding region: 432-896 (154 amino acids)
Biological process (GO): tRNA 5'-leader removal
Cellular component (GO): nucleolus; ribonuclease MRP complex; multimeric ribonuclease P complex
Molecular function (GO): ribonuclease P RNA binding
Source: RefSeq, a predicted model, not a curated record
UUGUGAGUACCCAGCAGUUCAGCCGUAUUGCACGCACCUAACCCCUUAUUUUGCAAACAAUUUUUUCUACUCACCUCGACGGCUCGACUUCCUCUCACCGGCCGGCGGAAACAACAGUCCGACACAGAAGGAAAUUACAGGCAGCACGGCGGCACCGAAUAAUCUCUUCCUCCUUUCAGCUUUGCUCAAUUGAUAAACACUGUUAUUUAGAGAGUGAAUAAAUCAAGUCUUAGACAGAAAAGAUACAUAAAAAAAAGAACGCCCGCCAUUACGCCCCCACCAUUUCGCUGGAGAAAUUGGUAAUCUAUCGAAGACGGCAGCGACGUUAGUGGGACCAUUUUUCCGACGAAUUCUCCACAUUCUUUCCUUUAGUACCGUCACUUAUCUCGCCUCUGACUUUGCCGGAGCUCGUUGGUUCAAGGUGAGACGUCAUGGUGGGAUUUAAAAAUAGAUACAUGGUGCUAGAAAUAUUUCUAGAUCCAAACAAGGAUCUGAUGGUGGAUGAUCCUGUUAUUGUUACCCAGUUCAAUGUGUCGAAAGCAAUUAAAGACAGCAUUCUUGUAAAUUUUGGGGAGUGUGGCCUGGCUUCUUCACUUGGAUCCUUCCAAGUGAAGUAUGUGAAUCCAAUUACAAAGUUGUGUAUGGUACGAACAUCAAGGGAGGACUACCAGAAAGUCUGGUGUGCAAUUACCAUGGUUUCAAGCAUUGGAAACUGCCCUGCUUUAUUUAAUUUGCUUGAUCUAAGUGGGAGUAUCAAAGCCUGCAGAAAGGCUACGUUGAGUUGCGAAGAAGCAAAAUUUGAGCAGUAUAAGCUUGCAAAGGGAGGUCAAGUUACAGAUGAGUUGAAUCGGCAAAUGCAGAACUUUCUCGAGAGGAUUAAAGUACUUGAACAUUAGUGUUCUUUUAAGGUAGGUAAGGGAAGGUUCUGCGAAGGCGCCGGAACCGGCACUGUCAAGUCAGCCAAAAUUAUCAUACAAGGUCCUUUGGGAGAGGGCGGGACCGCGGGAGGAAUCCGCCAGGCCCGGCCCUGGGCAUAGGCGAGGGGUGCGACGGCCUAGGACCCAGGGCCGAAAGGGGACUAUCUGCGUCCAGUUAUUUUUUAUACGUAUUAUAAGGACAACUUUUAUGUAAGACCGCCUUACCGGAAAGACCACUUUGAUUGCUUAACUAAUUGAUUUCAUUGUUUAACUAAUUAGUUUUAGUGCUUAACUAAUUAGUUUUAGUGUUUAACUAAAUAUUUCCAAUGUUUAACUAAUUAGUUUCAAUGCUUAACUAAUUGCUUUCAUUGCUUAACUUAUAUGACAACGAGGUGGUCUUUCUUGUAAGACCGCCUUAUGUAAAAGUUUGUAGUAUUAUAAACGCAAUGAAUCUAACAUAAAUGAUUAUGUGGCUCAAUGGUA